AAGAACUUUUAGAGAAUUUAUCUGGUGAUUCAAAAUAAUUUUGGACAUUUUUAUAAAAGGCUAUCAUGACUAGUAUGUUAUUAUCCUACUUUAGUUUAUAAAUAUGGCAUUACUAAUAUUUUAUUUGCUUAUUAUUUGUCUCUUUAAUUAGAAUAUAAGCUUCAUGAAAGUAGAGACAUGUUUCUUCACCACUGAUUUCAAUAAACCCACAACAAGGCUUGGCACAUAGUAGGCAUUAAAUGAAUAUCUGUUUAAUGAAUAAAUGAAUAAAUAGAGAUAAAUGACCUGCUUAAAGCAUAUUCUUCAUUUGACUCUCAAAUGAGUCAAUGAAACUGACUUUUUAUACGCCAUCUAAGAGGAGAUCAGUGUCUUUAUACCCAUAAGAGUUAAGACUGUUGAGACUAUGGUGAGAAGCAAUCAAACUACUACAGUGACAGAAUUUCUCUUCUCUGGAUUUCCUCAGUUUGAAGAUUGUAGUCUCCUCUUCUUCAUUCCUUUGUUUUUUAUCUACAUAUUCAUUGUCAUUGGGAAUCUCAUUGUGUUUUUUGCAGUCAGGAUGGAUACUCAUCUCCACAAUCCCAUGUAUAAUUUCAUCAGCAUUUUCUCAUUUUUGGAGAUCUGGUACAUCACAGCCACCAUCCCCAAGAUGCUCUCCAACCUUAUCAGUGAGCAGAGGACUAUCUCCAUAAUUGGCUGCCUCUUGCAGAUGUACUUUUUCCAUUCACUUGGAAAUUCUGAAGGGAUUUCGUUGACCACCAUGGCUAUUGAUAGAUACGUUGCCAUCUGUAACCCUCUCCACUACCCGACCAUCAUGACUUCCUGGCUGUGUACUCAGCUCUCUACAGGCUCCUGCAUCUUUGCCUUUCUUGUGUUGCUCCCAGAGAUUGUAUGGAUUUCCACGCUGCCCUUUGGCCCCAAUCAAAUCCAUCAGAUCUUCUAUGACUUUGAACCUGUGCUGCGCUCGGCCUGUACAGACACUUCCAUGAUCCUGGUUGAGGAUGUCAUCCACGCUAUUGCCAUCAUCUUCUCAGUACUGAUCAUUGCUCUCUCUUAUAUCAGAAUCAUCACUGUGAUUCUGGGGAUUCCUUCUGCUGAGGCUCAACAGAAGGCCUUUUCCACCUGUGCACCCCAUCUUGGUGUCUUUCUGAUGUUCUGUGGCAGUGUGUCGCUCAUGUACUUGCGUUUCUCUGCCACUUUCCCACUAAUUUUGGACACAGCCAUUGCACUGAUGUUUGCAGUCCUUGCUCCUUUUUUCAACCCUAUCAUUUAUAGCUUGAGAAACAAGGAUAUGAAGAUUGCAAUUAAGAAGCUUUUCUGGCCUCAGAAGGUGUUUAAUGCAUCUGCAAGUUAAUGCUAGCUCAUAGGCACCUACCAUUCUGAACCAUAAAAUUUACAUAUAACUCAUUUGUUGUCACACUGAUAUUUUGUGUCUGUUAUUCUAGUUCUUCUUGUGUUUAAGAGUACAUAUUUAUUUUGUUUAUACAUGUUCGAUUAAGAUAGCAUGGAUUACCUUUGUAGAG
Molecule: messenger RNA, 1520 nt
Organism: Trichechus manatus latirostris (Florida manatee)
Lineage: Eukaryota; Metazoa; Chordata; Mammalia; Sirenia; Trichechidae
Product: olfactory receptor 6K3
Biological process (GO): G protein-coupled receptor signaling pathway
Cellular component (GO): membrane
Molecular function (GO): olfactory receptor activity; G protein-coupled receptor activity
Source: RefSeq, a predicted model, not a curated record